GUUUAGUGAAUAUUGCUAAAAGACGCCCGGUAAAUUUGUGUAAAACAUACUUUCUUCUCUAGAUGUUAUUCGUGAAAGUGUAUUAAAUUCUUUCGCAGUUAAACGUACCAUAUGUCGGAGCGGUGUCAUCGUGAAACAAGCGCGGGUAUCAUGAUAAUAUUAUUGUGCGAUAGCGCUGCUGUGUGUGAGGUGGGGUAGAGUGUAUGCGAAUGCACUCACAUACUUGCACACUCGGGGUACAUUCGGCAUGUUCGUGUACAAUGGCAACCUUGACACUUGGUGAUCGUUUUUGGCGGCUUCGUCCCGCUCCUGCUGAAAUCGUGUCUGGUAGAAUCGCGUCGCGAGUGAAAGCGGCGGUGGCCAUUCCGCAAAAUUUCCGACAGUUUGGCAGUAUCGAAUCAUCGAAAUAUUACGCGUUUUAGAAUUACAAUACGGUCGCUUCCGUGAUUUUCACUGUUUUGUUUGUGGCAUAUUUCCUGUACAUCACCGGACAUUUACCAAAUAUAUUUUGCGCGUAUACCCGAUAAUUAAAGUUCGACAGUGGUAAAAUUAUUAUGUCUGUCAAAUAAUCGAGUGAAAUCAGUAAUAUUUAAGUGAAAUCAUAUUUCCUUCGACAAUUUUAAUUUAUUUCGUUUUUGUUCGUAAUAUUUUUACGUGAUUGAACAUAGAAUUUCGUAUUUCGCUCGACCUAAUAGUCAUCAAAACAAAAUAAGCUGUAUAACUGUAUCGACAUGCCUAUGUACACAAUCACAAACAAUGCGCACAAACGUAUGUGUGCUAUGUGUCUAAAUAUGUAAACUUCAAAUAUUUUGCGGUGCAAUUUUUGUGUGCGUAUCGUUCCUGAUGCGCUCAUUACCCCCUUGUAUAUACGUAUUACGGUAAACUGCGAGAGAAACUAAUUUCGUGUAAAAUGUGUAAUCAUACGUAAAUAACUAUUUAUCGUCACGUGCGAACAAUUUUAUCAUAGACGACGUGUUGCAUUUUCGAUUAUAGUGUUAUGUAUAAAGUGACUAUAACGUGCAUUGUUAAUGCGCAAAUACUGCAGUGAAAUUUCUUUUUUUUUUUAUUUAAAAACAGACAAUGUUCAUGUGAGUUCAAGAACAGUGUGACUAUCAAUUUUGUACGUUUCGUGUUGAAUACCGGUUUUACGACAAAGGCAAAAUGGCUCAAAUGGAACAACAGCUACCACUUCAAAUGCCAGACUUAAGUAGUCUUCGCAUAACUACCGCAGUUUCUAUGCUCGGUAAAGCAUAUGGAUGUGGACAAUGUAGCGCUCCCCCACCUGGACCCACAACAAGUUCUUCUGUGGGAGCAGCUGGGUCAACUGGGAGCAGUGUUGUUGCUCCUAGUUCUUUAGGACUCGUUCCUGCACAACAAACACACACUCCUCCUCAACCUCCUGAACUGCCAAUGUUUUCGUGUCCUCGGAGACCAAAUAUAGGACGUGAAGGCAGACCAAUUGGUUUAAGAGCUAAUCACUUUCAAAUUACAAUGCCACGUGGUUAUGUGCAUCAUUAUGAUAUUAACAUUCAACCAGAUAAAUGUCCUCGUAAAGUUAAUAGGGAAAUAAUAGAAACAAUGGUUCAUGCAUAUAGUAAAAUAUUCGGAACUCUUAAGCCUGUGUUUGAUGGCAGAAAUAAUUUAUAUACGAGGGACCCUUUGCCUAUCGGUACUGAUAAAAUAGAAUUAGAAGUAACACUGCCUGGUGAGGGUAAAGACAGAGUUUUUAGAGUGGUGAUAAAGUGGCUGGCUCAAGUUUCAUUAUUUGCAUUGGAAGAAGCUCUAGAAGGACGUACAAGACAAAUUCCAUAUGAUGCUAUACUUGCUUUAGAUGUUGUAAUGAGGCAUUUACCAUCUAUGACAUAUACUCCUGUAGGUAGAUCAUUCUUUAGUACACCAGAUGGAUAUUAUCAUCCAUUAGGUGGUGGUAGGGAAGUAUGGUUUGGUUUCCAUCAAUCUGUUAGGCCAUCACAGUGGAAAAUGAUGUUAAAUAUUGAUGUCUCUGCAACUGCAUUUUACAAAGCCCAACCAGUCAUAGAAUUUAUGUGUGAAGUAUUAGAUAUUCGAGACAUAAACGAUCAAAGAAAGCCUUUAACAGAUUCCCAACGAGUUAAGUUUACCAAAGAAAUUAAGGGACUCAAAAUUGAAAUUACACAUUGUGGAACUAUGAGACGGAAGUAUAGAGUGUGUAACGUUACACGUAAACCUGCCCAAAUGCAGUCAUUCCCUUUACAACUAGAAAAUGGACAAACAGUUGAGUGCACUGUUGCAAAGUACUUCUUAGAUAAAUAUAAAAUGAAGUUACGUUAUCCGCAUCUUCCAUGUCUUCAAGUUGGACAAGAGCAUAAACACACAUAUCUACCCCUUGAGGUUUGUAAUAUUGUCGCUGGGCAACGUUGUAUAAAAAAAUUGACUGACAUGCAGACAUCCACUAUGAUAAAAGCGACAGCCCGUUCUGCUCCAGAUCGUGAACGAGAAAUAAAUAAUUUAGUUAGGAGAGCUGAUUUUAAUAAUGAUUCAUAUGUUCAAGAGUUUGGUCUGGCAAUAUCGAACAAUAUGAUGGAAGUUAGGGGUCGUGUUUUACCUCCGCCCAAACUACAGUACGGAGGGCGCGUAAGUUCCCUCAGUGGACAGACGAAGCAGCAAGCUAUGCCUAAUCAAGGUGUUUGGGACAUGCGUGGCAAGCAAUUCUUCACCGGUGUGGAAAUCAGAGUUUGGGCAAUUGCUUGCUUUGCACCUCAAAGAACAGUGCGUGAGGACGCACUGCGUAUGUUUACAACACAGUUACAAAAAAUAAGCAACGAUGCCGGGAUGCCAAUCAUUGGCCAGCCAUGUUUUUGUAAAUACGCUACUGGGCCAGAUCAAGUAGAGCCCAUGUUUAGAUAUUUAAAGACAACAUUCGCGUCAUUACAACUUGUUUGUGUUGUGUUACCGGGGAAAACGCCUGUAUAUGCUGAAGUCAAAAGAGUAGGAGAUACUUUGUUGGGUAUGGCGACGCAAUGUGUACAGGCAAAAAAUGUUAAUAAAACAUCUCCACAAACGUUAUCCAAUUUGUGUCUAAAGAUUAACGUAAAAUUAGGUGGCAUUAAUAGUAUUCUGGUACCAAGUAUCAGACCUAAAGUAUUUAAUGAACCAGUCAUAUUUUUGGGGGCUGAUGUGACACAUCCCCCUGCUGGGGAUAAUAAGAAACCUAGCAUAGCUGCAGUAGUUGGUAGCAUGGAUGCUCAUCCAUCUCGAUACGCAGCUACUGUAAGAGUUCAGCAACACAGACAGGAAAUUAUUCAAGAACUUAGUUCGAUGGUGAGGGAACUUCUUAUCAUGUUUUAUAAGAGUACUGGAGGAUAUAAACCACACAGGAUAAUACUUUAUCGUGAUGGUGUCUCAGAAGGCCAGUUCUUACAUGUUUUGCAACAUGAAUUAACUGCCAUUCGUGAGGCUUGCAUUAAACUUGAAGCUGAUUACAAACCUGGAAUAACAUUUAUCGUAGUACAGAAAAGACAUCAUACCCGCUUAUUCUGUGCUGACAAGAAAGAACAAAGUGGAAAAAGUGGGAACAUUCCAGCAGGUACAACAGUAGAUGUUUGUAUAACGCAUCCAACUGAAUUUGACUUUUACCUGUGUAGUCAUCAAGGCAUUCAGGGCACAUCACGGCCAUCACAUUAUCAUGUUUUGUGGGACGAUAAUCAUUUUGAAAGUGAUGAAUUACAAUGUCUUACCUAUCAAUUAUGUCAUACAUAUGUGAGAUGUACAAGGUCUGUCAGUAUACCUGCACCAGCGUAUUAUGCUCACCUUGUAGCAUUCCGAGCCAGAUAUCAUUUGGUAGAAAAGGAACAUGAUAGUGGAGAAGGAUCUCAUCAGUCUGGUUGCAGCGAAGAUAGAACACCAGGUGCAAUGGCAAGAGCUAUUACAGUUCACGCAGACACAAAACGAGUUAUGUACUUCGCAUAAUUCUUUGAAGUUUUUUUUUACACACAAGCAACUGAUACCAGAUAAUGAUAAUCAUAUCUUGCGCACGAAUAUUUCUAGACUAUUUAAAUGCUAAACAAUCUUCUUGAGUGGUCAAUUUUUUUAUUUACUUUUAUAAUCAAAUGAAUCUGUCCAAUAUCUAAAACGGGUCGAACAAUUUUAUAUUGAGUUUAUUUCCUUUUUUUAUAUUUUAUUUAACACAUUGUCGACUAGGUUUUGGACAGAUAUUCUAAACAUUCUAGGAAGUAGGUUUUAAAAGAGGUGCUUUUAGUUAAUCAUGUUUUAGAUUAGAUUAAGGCAUAUGCAGCUUGACUGGUGUGAAAUUUCGCGCUAAAAACCACAUGAACAAACAGUUUAAGAAAAAUAUCAGCUGCCGUGCAUAUUACGCUUAUUUUGUUCUUUUCCUUUUUCCUUUUUUAUAGAGAUUAAAUUAUCUCUAGCAUUUGUAUGAUACAAAAAUAUUACAUUACAACAUAAAUUUACGAUUGUAUAAAUCGCUUCUUGCGAAAACUGUUAUCUUGUUGUUUAUGCAUAGUUAUCAUUUAAAUCAGCCAAUUUUUGUAGGGGGAAAAAAAUUUAGACCUAAUGAGUCACGCGAUAAUAAUUGACAUGUACUAUUGUCACGCUUAAGGCAUAUUUUACUAUUAUGCUCAUGAGACUAUGAUUCUCUAUGAUAUCAUAUUUAUCAUACUUAUCAUAUUUAUUGUAAGUACUAAAAAAAUUGGCCACGUCAAGUAAUGAAUUGUCGAUAGGGAGAUGCAAAUGAGUUAAAAAGGUUCAAGGUCUCUAAGCCAAUGGCCAAAGUAAGUUAAGAAUCUGUUAUAAUGAAAUCCAAAGUUGUGGCAAGCUGAUAAAGCAUAGUGUUACGUAAUAUCUUUAGUGUUGUAAAAAAAACAUCGUGCCACAUUUGCUGAAUGAUAUCUUCUGUAUGACGUGAAUUUCAAUCAGUCUAAAUCUAAUGUCAUUUUUACGAGGGAUCAUUUAAAAUGCUUCAGCAUUUUGUUAACUUGAAUGAAAAAGGAAUCAAGAAUCUUCCACGUGACUAGUGACGAUUCAGAAUAAUUAUUGCGUAAUUGGAAGAUCAUUCUUUUAAUAUUAAGUGGAAUAGAAUAUAUUAUUAUUGUAUAAAAGUGUAAUAUUUUACAUCUUAAUGGUUUGAUAGUAACCAAAAAUUCGAAGAUAUAUAUUUGUUUUAGUUUCACUGUCAUUAACUUUCGUAUGAUAUGUGAAGCAGGAGUCAUAGACGCUUACAUCAACAAAGUUAUGAUGCAGCUUCAACUGUAUAGUAACUUUAUUAGUAUCAGAAUUUUGAGGCUCGGUUUGUUAUAGCUAAUACGGUUUCAGACUUUCAGGUCUAAACAGUAUCUAAAAGGAAAAUAUUCUCAAUGUUUCACCCUUACAGUUGGCUUCAUUGAGAAUCUAAAAACGUAUUAACACUGAUGUGCAUGAAGAAAUACAUUCCUUAUGUAGUAUCAAUGUUCAUGUUCCGCUUCGCGGUUGGCUGAUCAAUUACAAAACAGGAGGAAAGUACCGUAAAUGAAGUUAAAACGAUAUCUUUUAUUCCUGUUCAAUAUCGAUCAGAGAUUUUCAUUAUUUUUAUUAUUUUUCUGUAUUAUCAAGGAAUGUAAUAUUUGCAUUUAAGUUCAGAUCUUGGUUCUUCCUAACAGGGUACAGUCCGUUGAAAAGCACUGACUUGCAAUAAAGUAAAACUGAACGCACAAUAAAAAGAAUGCGAGAACCAAGAUAACUAAACAUUCAUAAUACUGAUAAAUGUAAAACUAUCAUGGUCUUCUUUUCAUACACUAAAAGAAUAUUAAAACAGUCUAAUUAAAUAAUGAAUAUGAAUGCUAUAUAAAGAGUGUACACACCUAAGUAAGAGUAAACGUAGCAGAAACAAGGAAGAGCAUAUUCUCUUACACAUAAAAACCAAGGAUAGAUAAAGGAAAUGCUUUCCAUAUACAUAGAAGAAUGUUUCCAUGUACAUUUACCCUUACUUAAUGGAACUCUAAAUUGUACAUAACAUAUUAUCAAUUUGUUUUUAGCUUUCUGAUGAAAUCGUGUAGAAUCCCGGUAGUACAUUAGCAAUACUUUCCUUCUAGAUACAGUUUACACUUGAAAAUUUUAAACGGUAUUGUCCAUAUCGAUGAAGGUAAACGAUUACCUUAAUUUAAUGUUUAAAACAUAAAGCGUUAUCUCCUUGGGUAAUAAAAAUUAUAUUGAAUUUAUAUGGCAUUAGAUCUGGGCUGAUGAUGAAGCCCCAUCAAUGCAAAAAAUGACUCGGAUAAGGUUAGAGUAAGGAUUAUUCAGUAAUUGUAGAAUAGAUUAGAACUAUAAUAUGAAAUUAUUAGGAUAAGUUUUGUUUUAUUUGUUGUGUAACGCAAAUUUUAAGGUCCUUCAAUCUUUCUUCUUUUAAUGUAACGAAUUCUUCAUUCACAAUUCGUCCGAGUGGUGGUGUGUAUAUCAAAUGAAAUGAUCUUAAUCGGCACAGUAACAUUACUAAGAGCCCAGCAAGCAACUACAAUGAAGAAGCAAUAGAUAGGAUAAUGAAAUGUAUAAAUAUGUAUUGAAUGUCGUGCGCCAUAAGUCGUUUAUUGCAUACCGUUAGAAUCAUUAAUACGUCGAUAAUGUUUUUAACGAUGUUCACCGUCUUUGAACAUAGGUUGUAAUUAUUUUGUUAUUUGAUUUAUAAAGCAGUAUUAAAAAUAGCUAAACAUCGAUAUCGUUGCAUGAUUCAAAUGAAAACCAAACUUAUAAACUCUUGUAUAGAUCUAACCAGAGUAUCUUAAUGAUGUUUUGUAAGAUAUAUUUCUUUUUACACUUGAAAAUCAAUUCAAAAAAGCAUUUUAACUGACGCUUACUUGUAAUAUAAAAUGCAGGCUGGCGUCUAGAGUUUAUAGAAAAUGAUGUAUUAAUGAUUCUAGCUUGCAAGUGAUAAAUAUUAAUUUUAUCCGGGAAACUAUGGAAAAGGACCUUAAUCUAUCAAUAAUAUUUAUUCUAGUUAUAAAAUUUAAGCCUUUAAUGUAGGAUAUCGCUUACGGUUACAACAAUUAAUACCUAGUUUCUGACUUUGUGAGAGAACAAAAAAUUAGGUAAUUUGUUAAACAUGAUUUCGACAUCCGUAAAGGUCGAAAGCAUCAUUUUGAAACGUUCGUUAAGAUAGUUUCUGUAAUUGAAUCAAUUACAAAUGAUCGAAGGCAGCGGAUAAAUGAAUGCAAAUUAGUGAUGAUGAAAGGUAUAGUUAAAGUAAGAAAGAAAACUGAGGAGUCUUGAUCAGUGAGGAGAUACAACAAAAAAAAAAAUGAAGAAUUUAUUAUUCGUGUUGUUAAGGGUGUAAUGGAACCAAAAUGACGAACGCAAGAAGUUUAGAUGUGAAGAUUACGGAUCAAUUUUUGAAUCGUAAUGAGGCCAUACAGAUCUAUUAGAUUUUAAGUGAAUCUAAACUGCAAACAACUGCAGUGUACAUAUAAUCGGUGUACAAGUAAAUACCAAGUAAAUGAAAGGAAAAAGGACAUGAAACAGUGAAUAUAUCAAAUGAAGUGAAUAUUUAAUACAAUUUGAAUAAUCAGCAUGUGAGCUGUAUAAAAAUCAUUUACUUUAAAGAUUUAUAUUCCUCGUUGAGUAUACAAGUGCUUAAACAUUAUUAGUUCUGGCGCUUCCACAAAUGGAACGUUUACUGCCAUUAUGGUUUGUUAUUCUUCAUUGGACCUGUGCUAUAGUUUAACAAUUUAGUCUUUUGUAUUUUUGUUCACAUGUUUUAUCUCUUUUGCAGGCAUAAUAUUGUGUUUCAAAUCCUUCAAACUGGAUUGCGAUGGUGCUUCAUGUUUGAUAGAAGUUUGGACGAUGAGCUGACCAGUGUUAUGCAUGGCACGCAGGUGUUGAUUUUAAGAUGUUAAGGUUAUUAUGGACUUCAAACUUCACAAAUGGAACCACCCUGCAAUCCUGUUUAUUGUGAAUUGUAAGAAUUUCUCUGGAUUCCUGUUAUUUGUGGAAUGCAAUUGUAUUUGUUAAUCUUUAAUCGCAUCCAGACAAAAUUUAAAGAGUAUAUGGAAAUUUGUAGGUCCAGAGUUAGUUACUUUCUCAUUUGUAAUUUGGUUUUUUAUUCAUAGAAAACAGUUUACAAUACCACCAUAUUAUACACAUGUAAAUAAUAAGGUGGUAAUAAAUUUUCAUUUGAAAUAUCUUUAAGUCCUAAACUGAAUAUCAGAUACUUUGUAAGAAAGCAUUGUUUCGUGCAGGUUUGCGAACGCUAUACUUGGUAUUUACUUGUGGCCGAUCGAAAACUAGCCUCCAUUUGUAAAUAUUACCUCAAUAACUCGUUCAUAAAUCAUUUUACCAUUUAGUGAUGGACGGUCGGCGGGCAAUAGAUGGGAUGCUUUUUGAACAAACUUUUGUCAUUUUUAUUUCGACAGGAUGAUAGUGAAGAUUAAUUUGUACGUUGUUUGUUUUUUAAUCCGGUGCAAAAACCUAGAUGAUUGAAUUUCUUUUUUGGAUCGAACAACGCAUAAUAAAACUUGUACCUAGUAUAUGUUCGAAAGAGAAAUAAGUUAAUUAAACACAAGUUAAAAAAAAAACGGUAAUUAAAAGUCUCGCGAGAAACGGGUUUUACUUAGUGUGUAAUAAAGAAAAGUAACCGAAUCUAUUGAUAAAAUAAAAAGAACGUAGAAGAGUUUACUUCCUACCACGAGCCCAGACGUUUUAAAAAGUAAGACAAAUAAUCUAUAUUUAUAUAUUAAAAAAAAAAGAGUAAAGUUACGUGUGUGGAACACGUGUGAAUUAUACAUUUCCAAGAAUAAGGUGACGAAAUAAAAAUAUCCUUGUAUUUCGAUGAGCUUUACAAGUUAAAUCGUGAAAUCAAUUGUACUUCGCAAGCGAUAGAUUUUCCGAUAAUUAAUAAGCUGUCUUUGCCUGUAAAGAAAAAAGAAAAGGAGAAAGAAAAAUACGUUGUCUAUUAUUCCCAAGAAAUCAUAGUUCGUCAGUGUUUUUAAGUGGCGUUCAUCGAUAGAUUUUAGCGUAACAAUUGAAUGAAUCGAUUUCGAUAAACGACUAAUUAAUUAUUGAAGCGAUUAAAUGUCUAUUAAAUUAUUUCACAGUAUUAAGAUUUAUCAAUCGAUUCCAUUGUAACACCAUCUCUGCACAAAAUUUAAUGUAGGGAAGUGGCGAUCCUCUUUUUCAUCUUUUUUCUUUUUCCUUAGCGUUUGUUAAGCGACUCGUAAAGCGCCACCAAAGACCUUGACGUUGCGAUAUUAUGAUUUUCGGAAUGUUCUAACUUAGGGUUAAGGAGAUAAAAAAAAAGCUAACGCGUUGAAUCUUAGCACGAUAACGUUGAAUGUUAAAACGGAUCCUGGUCGAUUUCUAGGAAAGGCAAAUAAACUACAAACGACAAAACAUGAUUUUUACAUAAAUUAAACGAAUAAGCUUGAAUAGUUUCGUACAGCGAACGUAAAUGUUACAAUAUUUUUACAAGUGUUUGCACUUUGCUUUUCCUACGAGAUUUCAACCGGCGAACCCGUUCUAUUUCUUUCUUUUUUCGAAACAAUUCGUAAAAGCGUCAAGAAUUCUUCUUACAUAGUUGUAUAUAAGUUUCAUUCGAAGCACUAAACAAACAAAUAAAAAAAUGUGUAUGAAAAGCGCUUAAGAAAAAAGAAAAAAAAGAAUAGAUGUCAAAAAUGUCAGCUUUAAGAAUGUCGAGAACUUCUCGAAAAGACGAUGGCGUUCCCAAGGAAUCAUAUUAAUAUUCAAGCUUCAUGGUAUAA
Molecule: messenger RNA, 9719 nt
Organism: Megachile rotundata (alfalfa leafcutting bee)
Lineage: Eukaryota; Metazoa; Arthropoda; Insecta; Hymenoptera; Megachilidae
Gene: AGO1
Product: protein argonaute-1
Molecular function (GO): protein binding; RNA binding
Source: RefSeq, a predicted model, not a curated record